Molecule: messenger RNA, 1101 nt
Organism: Choloepus didactylus (southern two-toed sloth)
Lineage: Eukaryota; Metazoa; Chordata; Mammalia; Pilosa; Megalonychidae
Product: early nodulin-like protein 2
Exons: 2
Coding region: 79-459 (126 amino acids)
Source: RefSeq, a predicted model, not a curated record
GUUAAAAAGGAUUCCUAGCGGGAGGAAGCAGCGGGCCCCUCGCUGGGCCCCAUCCGCGGGGCCUCAGCUACCCCCGGGAUGGCGGCAACCCCCGGGCCGCUCACAUCCAGCGGGGCCGGCGGCUCCGAGGCUCCGGGGAGCUCCCCGGGGACCGAAGACAGCGCCUCCGAGCAUUCGGGCUCCGGGAGCCGGGCUGGGCCCCACAGGACGACGGCGCCCCCUGCGUCGGCUGCCCCGAGCCAGGCCGCCCCGCGGGAGGCAGCUGGGAGCCCGCCAGGGCCGGAAGCAGCUGUGACCAGUGUAAGGAGUAGCACUGAUAUAAGAGACAUAGCUGCCGUCACUCAGGCCCACCAUCUGAGCUCAAAUAACCACCCAGAGUCUCAAGAAGGAAAAUCAGCACCAGAAUCAGGAAACAGAAUUGGAAAUUACCCCAGAUAUGCCAAGAGGCUAAAUGGCUGAAUUUCAAAGCUAAACCUAGUACAAGAGAAAACUACAUAUUAAACUUGCAUAUAUGGAUUUUAUAGAAUGAAAUAGAAAAGCAGGAGAAGAUGGGGUAUUUGGAAUAAUAACCUUGAGAACGACAAACAACAGCAAAAACCUGAACCAAGCGACAAAAUCCUGAAAACAAACCCCAUAACAAGCCCAAUCCACUCUCAACUUCUUUAUUAUCAUUCUGAGGAAAGAAGAGAAGACAGAAGUGAUAUAAGAAGCUAAGUGUGGUCACGCUUCCAAAUAAACUGGAGGACUUUCUUUACCAGCUAUGAGCUAGUUUAUUGUUUUUCUCCAAGUGUACUAAACAUCAAGAUAUGUGCUAAAAGUCAGGUAGUAAUGUCAAAUACAGUAGCAACUUAAUCUGAAAUGUUUAAAGUUAAAGUUUAUUUGUAUUCUUUGUAGGAAUAUCAAUAAAAGACCUCAAAUGUAUCUAUAUCUGUACAUGUACAAGAACCAUCAAAAAUUAUUCACAGAACAAAAAUAAAUCUUCUUUAGAACAAACCCAGGUGAUGAAAUGCAGAUAUGGAUCUCACAUAUGGAACAAUCUAAGUGCUACUAGCACAAAAAUAUGGCUUUAAAAAUAAAAUAAAAUCUUGGGUUUUGUUUUUC